CAAGCGUCUCAGCCAGUCAGAGGAUCGUCUGCCAGGCUGGCGGGCGGGGACCCGGAAGCGAAGUGCUCUCUUCGCUGUGUCUGGCAAGUCGUUUCCUCUGGCUGGAGACAGAGGGGCAGAGACAGGCUUCCACCAUGUUUCAAUUCUUGGUUGGUUUUGCACUUGGCAAUGUAGUUGGGAUGUAUCUGGCACAGAACUAUGAAGUUCCGAAUCUUGCAAAGAAGAUCGAAGACAUCAAGAGAGAUGUGGAAGCUAGAAAGAAGCCCCCAAGCGACAAAUGAUGUUGACUUGGCUGUAUCUGUAUUAAGUGUAGAUGAUGUAGUUUCUUCAUGGGGCUGCAGAUGCCAAAUCUUAAUGUGGAUAUUGAGGAUUUCCUCCAAUUCUGGUCUUGGAGAACCUGGCUGCCCUUGGGCUGAAGCGUCGCUGCACGUUGUAGGACCUACCAGUGCAUUCCAGAUCUUUGACUUUUUAAAUCCCACAUGUGAUGGGGGGGAAAGAAAGAUUUUGAAUGGUCUCGGUAUGUGUUUCAACAAUAUUUUGUAUUCAGUAUUCUCUGGUAUUAAUGUGGUUUGGGUGUAGAAUGGUGAAAUUCCUGUCAUUAUUCCGCCCUGACAAUCUAUAAUAAUCUGUUUCAAUGAAUGAUGAAAGAAAUUAAAAGAAGUGCAUUGGGAAAUAGAAUCUAAAGAUUUUCUUAAUUUAUUCAGUAGCACAGCUUUACAGUCCUUUUGUACAAACUAUUUGUAAUGCACCAAAUCACUGAUAAAAAUUCUCCUUGUUA
Messenger RNA from Hemicordylus capensis (graceful crag lizard), 778 nucleotides. RefSeq names its product short transmembrane mitochondrial protein 1 (gene STMP1). The coding region runs from base 135 to 281 and encodes 48 amino acids. Lineage: Eukaryota; Metazoa; Chordata; Lepidosauria; Squamata; Cordylidae. The record is from RefSeq and is a predicted model, not a curated record. The transcript has 3 exons.